This is a messenger RNA of Gongylonema pulchrum, 486 nucleotides long. The record is from the annotation of a GenBank genome assembly. Lineage: Eukaryota; Metazoa; Nematoda; Chromadorea; Rhabditida; Gongylonematidae.
AUGAUUAUGGUGGCAUCUUAUACCGCUAAUCUGGCUGCGUUCCUCGUUCUCGAUCAACCGGAGCAGGGACUCACCGGUGUUACUGAUCCAAGGCUUCGUAAUCCAUCAGCAAAUUUUUCUUUUGGGACAGUUCUCGACACGAAUACUUAUCAGUAUUUCAAGCGACACAUUGAAUUAUCAACAAUGCAUCGGAAUAUGGAAACACAUAAUGUGCGCGUCGCUGCGGACGCUAUCCAAGCGCUCAUCAAUGAGACAUUGGAUGCAUUUAUUUGGGAUUCAACAAGACUCGAGUUUGAAGCAGCUAGAAACUGUGAACUAAGGAUUCGUGGAGCUCUAUUUGGCCGAUCAGCUUAUGGCAUUGGACUGCAAAAGAAUUCGCCAUGGACACCACAUAUCACAAAUGCUAUACUUAGACUUUCGGAAAGUAUAUAUUUACCACUAACUUUAAAGCGUUAUGAGUGUUUUACAGGUGAAAUACAAGGCUAG